AUGUCUUGCAUUUGUUGUUUGGCCAUCAUUGGCAAAAAGAACAAUCCUCUAUUUUUAAAAGUGUACAAAUCAUCAGAAGCAGAAGAUCCAUUAAAGUAUCACUAUAUCGCACACACAGCGUUAGAUAUUGUGGAAGAAAAGAUCAAUAAUCGUAAAACAACAAAUACUCAAAAUGACAUGUACUUGGGAUUGUUAUUUCCAACGGAAAUCUACAAAGUAUUCGGAUACAUUACAAAUAGUGACGUGAAGUUUUUACUUAUUAUUGCCGGUGAUGAUUAUCAGCAAACAGACAGAGAUUCUGAAAUUAGGAGUCUCUUCCAACAACUUCAUUCCUUAUAUAUUGACUGUAUUUCUAACCCAUUUUACACGUUUGGAGAAAAGAUUGAAUCUCUACAAUUUGCAAUUUCUGCUCGAAGUUUAGUGCAAGGAUAUAAUCAACAACAGACCAACAAUCCUGUAAGAAAAAGUAAAAGAUUCUAA
Naegleria fowleri is the source of this 480-nucleotide messenger RNA. RefSeq lists its product as uncharacterized. The record is from RefSeq and is a predicted model, not a curated record. Lineage: Eukaryota; Heterolobosea; Eutetramitea; Acrasida; Naegleriidae. The transcript is spliced from 2 exons. Gene Ontology annotation, biological process: endoplasmic reticulum to Golgi vesicle-mediated transport. Gene Ontology annotation, cellular component: cytoplasm; TRAPP complex; nucleus. Bases 1 to 480 code for a protein of 159 amino acids.